Portunus trituberculatus (swimming crab) is the source of this 1952-nucleotide messenger RNA. Its product is annotated as twist-related protein 2-like. Bases 253 to 849 code for a protein of 198 amino acids. The transcript has 3 exons. The record is from RefSeq and is a predicted model, not a curated record. Gene Ontology annotation, biological process: regulation of transcription by RNA polymerase II; developmental process. Lineage: Eukaryota; Metazoa; Arthropoda; Malacostraca; Decapoda; Portunidae. Gene Ontology annotation, molecular function: RNA polymerase II transcription regulatory region sequence-specific DNA binding; protein dimerization activity; DNA-binding transcription factor activity, RNA polymerase II-specific.
UGGACACCAGUGGUUGUCGGUGUCACCUCCGGCGUUGGUCUGUCGCUCCGCCACACCGCCAGGCAAAACGUGUUUCCUGCCGCCGGGUCAAGUGUCCUCACGUGAGUGGCGAGGGUUUUGUGCGACGCCCAGUGACCAAUAGCACGACUCCAAAGUGUGCAUGUGAGCGUGACGCCGCGGCUGUGGCGUGACCGAGGGCUCCGGGUGGCGGCGCAGCAGGCGGGGGAUGGUGAGUGCCUGGCGACGCUCGUGAUGGUGCAGCGCGGGGAAGACGCCAUGCAGGGACAGAUGGUAACCGUCAAGUGCGAGUACUCGCCGCCGCCCUACACCCUGCCGCUGCAGGAGUUCACGGACAGUCAUGAUUCUAUGCGGCGCGCGCCCCCCGCCUUCACCUCCCUCAUGGAGGACCUCAGUCCGCGUAGCUCGUGUGGUGGCCACGAGUCGCAGACCACGUCAGGGGAGGACGAGCCUCGCGGGCGUAAGCGGCGCCUCGACGAAGACUCGGAGGAAGGAAGGCUGGCUAAGGCAAGAAAAAAGUCUCCGCAGAGCUCUGAGGAGCUGCAGCAGGCGCGGGUGCUGGCCAACGUGCGGGAGCGGCAACGGACGCAGAGUCUCAACGAGGCGUUCACGUCGCUACGCAAGAUCAUCCCCACGCUGCCCUCCGAUAAGCUGUCCAAGAUCCAGACCCUCAAGCUGGCCAUCCGCUACAUUGACUUCCUGUACCAGGUGCUGGACACCGACGCGCACGACCAGCGGCUCUCCUCCUCCUGCACCUACGUGGCCCACGAGCGGCUCAGCUACGCCUUCAACGUGUGGCGCAUGGAGGGCGCCUGGGGCGGCCACCUAUAAUACAGAUGGAGGCCGGCGGAGGGACCAGAAAAGAAGAAGUAGGAGGAGAAAGAAGAGGAGGAGGAAGGAAAGACGCAGCGGUACUCCUAGAGAGGCGAAGGACGUGAUAGAGACAAGUCACUCCUAGGACUUCAUACAAUAAGUUACCUGAAUACUCUAUAGUGUUAUAACGCACCAGGUGAGCGAGGACAUCCCAGGGUUCAUGUGUACCCCUUCUCCUUCCACCCGGCGCCCCGAUGUACACCCGAGUGCCGCUCUGUAGAGGGGUGGAAGUGUCCUUGUGUUCCUCGCGGUAGUGCAAAAGUGUGCCUCCAACUUCGGCUGUUACAUAGUGAUUAGAACUGACGCUGAGGCUCUGUGUGAGUGUGUGUGUGUGUGUGUGUGUGUGUGUGUGUGUGUGUUGCUCCCUCGCUCCCGUGCACUGUAGCUGUUCUUUCUACGACUUCCCACUUCAGUCAUCCACUCCUCCACUUCUGAUGACAAACACCACACGACAAGUCAAUCAGUCAAUUAAUCAGUCAGCCAGUCAGUCAUACAGUUCUCCAGUCAGACAGUAAGAUCCACUCAACCAGUCAGUCAACCAGUUCUUCAGUCAACCAAAGUCAGUCAUCCAGCAAGCCAUCCAGUCAGCCAACCAGUCAUCCAACCAGUUCCAGUCAACUAAACAGUCAUCCAGCAAAGCCAUCCAGUCAGUCAGCCGGUCAACCAGUCACCCAAUUAUCUUCUUCCACCAAUAUCCACCUGUCUCUUGAGUCCUUGUACCCAUCCACGCAUCCAGUCAUCCACCAAACCUCCACUUCGCCACCUGGUCACCCACACCUGCUGCCCGUCACCUGAACGCCUCUAAUUAAGGGUUCACUGCGGCUGUCUGAACACACACACACACACACACACACACACACACACACACACACACACACGAGAGGACGCCUGACGAAGAUCCCAAACUAUAAAAACCUACACUAAGAAGGAUUUCAGGGACUAUCCUACCAUCCUCACUCGCUUCCUUCACUCUGCUUGCCUUUACUGGUUGUUGGUUCAAGGAAUUGUGUUGGAGUGGUGUGAGAGAGAGAGAGAGAGAGAGAGAGAGAGAGAGAGAGUGU